AUGGACGACGUCAAAGUCCGCAUGGUGGCGGAAACUCUCUUGCACGAACUGAAAUCGGAAAGGAAAGUCUUUGACGCCAUAGCCGAGGCAUACACCAAUCUGAUUGGUGUAUGCCUCGGCUAUGGCGUCAAAGACUUUCCUUUCCGAUUUCAGUUCGUGCAAGAGAGUUUCCGCCACCAUGCGGACUUUGACGUCGUCCAUUUUGAUGUUGCGAGCAAUCAGAAGCCGUUGAAUAGAUGGAAUGAAACGUGGGUGUCUCUGUCUGUCGGUCCAAACCUUCAGCAGGUCUUCAGUGGAUCUUCUUCAGUGUAUCUGAGUUGUGAUGAUGAUGGACAGACAGCUGAUGGAUGGACAGUGAAGAGGACCAGAGGAGGACUCACUGAGGACUGUGGAGCAGCUCCAGGCUUUGGGAGGCUUCUUGGUUCCUACUGUGUUGUGGAUCUUUCUGCUCCCAGUGAAACCUUCUGGUGUGAGGACUCCUCUGGACAGCAGAGUGACAGAGUCUCCUUCAGUGUCCAAUCAGACACUAAAGAUGAAGGUGUCAUCCUGGAGAUCCCUGCACUUCCUGUGAGGACAGGAAGUGAUGUCAUUCUGCGCUGCAGACAGAGGAAUGGUGCCACAGUCAAAGCUUAUUUCUUCAUCAAAGGAAGUUCUGUUGGUCUUAAACCAAAGCUCAUCAUCACUAACAUCACGCAGGCUGAUGAAGGUCUCUACUCAUGUUCUACUGAUGAGAGUGGAAAGUCUCCUCAGAGCUCUCUGAGGGUCAGAGCAUCCACCUGUCCUCCUCCUCCUCCUCCUCCCUCUCUCCUGGUCCCAGUUGUAGCAGGUCUGGUCUCUGGGCUUCUCCUGGUUCUGGUUCUGGGUGGAGUUCUGUUCCUCUGCAGUAAACUCAAAGGAGGUCGGGGAGCAGACCUGUGGAGCUGUGGAGGUGACGGCUGUCUGAGACGGAGCGUCUGCCUCUGCUUUUCAGGCCUGUUUCUGCUGACUGCUGCAGGUGAGCUGAUGUUCCUACACCUGUCUGUCCUCAUCAUGACCUCUGACCUUUGGUGACCUCUGUCCUGUUGC
Messenger RNA from Oreochromis niloticus (Nile tilapia), 1065 nucleotides. RefSeq lists its product as uncharacterized. The coding region runs from base 1 to 1050 and encodes 349 amino acids. Gene Ontology annotation, molecular function: transmembrane signaling receptor activity. Gene Ontology annotation, cellular component: external side of plasma membrane. The transcript is spliced from 7 exons. NCBI's taxonomy places the organism in Eukaryota, Metazoa, Chordata, Actinopteri, Cichliformes, Cichlidae. The record is from RefSeq and is a predicted model, not a curated record. Gene Ontology annotation, biological process: cell surface receptor signaling pathway; immune response.